UUAUCCGGCCCGCGGCAGAGCCCUAGGCCCAAAUCCACUUCAGUUUCCAGCCGGUAAAAUCGCCGCCGUCUUUCAUCGUCUUUUGCUUUCUCCGGCGUCGUCGUCGUCGUCGUCGUCGCCCUCAAGUCUGGUCUUCUUCUGAGGCUUUGCUUUAUUCCUUCGUUUUGAAUUAUUUGCAAAUAAUUCAAAAUAGGUUCCGGUAACGCAAAAUUCGAUUCGAUUCAAGGUUUCGAAUAUUUGCACGAAAAUAUCGGACUCGGAACUUCCAGGAGUUAUCAAAAUUCAAAACCCUCGAUUUUGACCUUAAACCCUCGCGCCGACACUUGUUCAAUUCAAUUCAAUUCAAUUGUGCUGUGGUCUAAAUAAGGUAUAUGAGAUGCAAAUUUCAAGGUCUUCUGUUUGAUGGGACAUUUUGGACUAUUGAGCAGCGAAGAAUUUGCUGUGCUAGGGUUUAGUUUCUGUAAUUUGGUGAAUUAUUUGUGCUUUAUGUGGGCGGACGUCUCGAAGUUUUAAUGGAUACUUCCCAAUUGUUCGUAUGCUUCUACAAUGUACGCCGUAGCUCUUUUGAGUCCAAAAUUUUUCAGGAGAUUUACUUAUUUUCGUGUCAUUUCUCGAAAACUUUGCAACCGAGUGUAUAAUGGUGAUGGCCACGAGAAUGGAUUCGGGCGCAUCGAAGAUUUUCUUAAUGAAUCAUGGAAAAGCUCAGACGUUGAGCACAAGGUGGAAGAAAAGGGUGAUACAUUUGGUUCUUGGGGAAUCAAUGAUGAUUCCAGCAGAAACUUUUCAUCAAGACAAAGUUUUAUUAAUGAGACAAAGUAUGGUGCCGAGAGGAUUCUGGCAAUUCUUCACCAAGAUGGUCCGGGAUUAGAUGCAAAAGCAGUUCUUAAUGGUUUAGCAGUGAGGGUCUCAGGUCUUCUUGUGAGAGAAGUUCUUUUCAGCAUCUUGAAGAUGAUUAAUUCUGCCAAUAAAAACAGAUGUGCGAAGCUGGGAUACAAGUUUUUUGUGUGGUCGGGAGAACAGGAGAACUACAGGCACACCGAAAACGCAUACCAUUUAAUGAUGAAGAUAUUUGCAGAGUGUGGGGAACUAAAGGCUAUGUGGAGAUUGGUUGAAGAGAUGAUUGAGAAAGGAUAUCCGAUGACGGCAAGGACAUUCAACAUAGUCAUAUGUUCUUGCCGUGAGGCAGGGAUAGCUCGGACAGUUAUAGAGAGGUUUAUCAAGUCGAAAGUGUUUAAUUAUAGGCAGGUUAAAGAUUCAUUCAAUGCAAUCCUACGUUCUCUUUUGAUAUUAAAUCAGUACAAAUUGGUCGAGUGGGUGUAUCAGCAGAUGUUGGCUGCAGGCCAUUGUCCGAACGCUUUAACUUAUAACAUCAUCAUGUGUGCAAAGUUUAGAUUGGGAAAACUCGAUGAGUUCCAUGGAUUACUUGCUGAGAUGGGCAGAUGUGGGCUUUCGCCUGAUAUUCAUACAUUCAAUAUCCUUCUCCAUGUUCUUGGGAAAGGGGAUAAGCCUGUAGCAGCAUUGAAGCUUUUGAAUCACAUGAAGGAUGUUGGUAUUGAUCCGAGCGUUCUCCACUACACGACAUUGAUAGAUGGGUUGAGUCGGGCUGGUAAUUUGGAAGCCAGCCAGUAUUUCUUCGAUGAAAUGGUUAGGCACGGAUGCACGCCUGAUGUUGUCUCUUACACUGUCAUGAUAACAGGGUUUGUUGCGGGGGGACAGAUUGAUAAAGCUCAGGCAAUGUUUGCCGAAAUGAUUGAUAAGGGGCAGUUGCCUAAUGUCUUUACUUACAAUUCGAUGAUUCGUGGGCUGUGUUUGAUUGGAAAGUUCGAGGAGGCUUGGUUGAUGUUGAAAGAAAUGGACUCAAAAGGCUGUAAUCCUAAUUUUCUUGUGUACACUACGCUAGUGGGUUAUCUGCGAAAUGCGGGUAAAUUGUCUAAAGCUCAUGAAGUUAUACGGCAUAUGAUGGAAAAGGGACGCUAUACCCAUUUGGUGUCUAAAAUUAAAAAUUACAGACGGUGCUGAUAAGGAAGUGCAAGAAUUUUGGGAAGCAGAUAUCAUCAGGGAUGGAAAAUGCGCAGACGAAUUUUAUUCAAGACAAUUAUUGUAUAUAGAGAAUAUCAAGAAACUUGACAUUAGACGACAUUAUUAUUGUGAAAGAGUUCAUGAUUUUGAUCUUCA
Molecule: messenger RNA, 2175 nt
Organism: Andrographis paniculata
Lineage: Eukaryota; Viridiplantae; Streptophyta; Magnoliopsida; Lamiales; Acanthaceae
Product: pentatricopeptide repeat-containing protein At3g60050-like
Exons: 3
Coding region: 547-2019 (490 amino acids)
Molecular function (GO): protein binding
Source: RefSeq, a predicted model, not a curated record